CAUCUCACCUACACUUCAAUGGAUCCUUCAUCGUCGGGCAUCCAGGAGCCUUUCGACCUCAUCAGAUUAUCCCUCAGCGAACGUGUUUUCGUGAAAUUAAGGGGAGAUCGCGAGUUGACUGGCGUACUUCAUGCUUACGAUGGUCAUAUGAACCUUAUUCUGAGUGAUGUUGAAGAGACCAUCAUGAUCGUAGACCCCAUCGAAGGAGGUAUGGAUGGACAAGGAACCGUCAAAGUGGCCAAGAGAAAAAUGGAGAUGUUGUUCGUUCGGGGAGAUGGCGUUAUCCUGGUGUCACCACCAUCGCGGACUUGAAUAUCUCAGGACGUUGUAGGCAUCGUAGAUCAGUACUUUCUCUGCCAGUAUAUGUUUCGGCAGCAAUUCCCUUGUAUCUCCAAAGCGUCGCACACAUGUCCUUGUAAUAAUUGGAUGGUAAGAAGUAAAAAUGCAUUUAAUACAUAGUUC
Messenger RNA from Suillus discolor, 462 nucleotides. RefSeq names its product like-Sm ribonucleoprotein. Gene Ontology annotation, biological process: P-body assembly; mRNA splicing, via spliceosome. Gene Ontology annotation, cellular component: Lsm1-7-Pat1 complex; U6 snRNP; P-body. Gene Ontology annotation, molecular function: RNA binding. The coding region runs from base 19 to 312 and encodes 97 amino acids. The transcript has 4 exons. The record is from RefSeq and is a predicted model, not a curated record. Lineage: Eukaryota; Fungi; Basidiomycota; Agaricomycetes; Boletales; Suillaceae.